Molecule: messenger RNA, 1370 nt
Organism: Anopheles funestus (African malaria mosquito)
Lineage: Eukaryota; Metazoa; Arthropoda; Insecta; Diptera; Culicidae
Product: probable deoxyhypusine synthase
Exons: 2
Coding region: 270-1352 (360 amino acids)
Biological process (GO): peptidyl-hypusine biosynthetic process
Cellular component (GO): cytoplasm
Molecular function (GO): deoxyhypusine synthase activity
Source: RefSeq, a predicted model, not a curated record
CCAGAAAGGUGAAUGUUGUGUGGAUUUGAAAAUUUAUCUUAAUAAUUACUAACGUUCUUUCACAGUAUUUCGAUCCUGAAAAUAGUUUAUUUUUGAAAAUAAAUCCUUUUUUGCUCUUCAUACAAUUUGAAUUUGGGUUUGACAUUUGUUCGCCGCAUGCGGAAUGCGUCUGGUGGUGCAGGAAAAUGUAAACAAAUCGACUGAUAAAUAGAAGCACAUGCUCGUAGAUCUUUGGAGCAGAUAACAAUAUUCAAGUAAAGGGGGGAAAUAUGGAACAAUGCAAAGAGCCGAGCGUAGCUAAAGAGGCGGUUCUGCAGGAAAGUUCCAAGUUACCAGAAAACACUCCGAAAGUUUGUGGCUACGAUUGGAACGAAGGCCACAGUUAUGAGAAAUUAUUCAGCACAUACAUACACAGUGGCUUUCAAGCGACGAAUCUUGGGAAGGCAAUUGAAGAAGUGAAUAAAAUGAUUGCUGCACGACAUGCGCCAUUGCCGGAGGACAAACUGGAUGCGUACGAAGAGGAUGAAUUUAUAAGGCGAAGAAAGAACUGUACCAUCUUCCUUGGCUACACUUCCAACAUGGUGUCGGCUGGUGUGCGAGAAACGAUUCGAUUUCUAGUGCAGCACCACAUGGUGGACUGUAUCGUAACAACGGCUGGCGGCGUGGAGGAAGAUUUAAUCAAAUGUCUGGCCCCAACAUACCUCGGUUCGUUCGAACUGGUUGGACGUGAGCUGCGGGAACGCGGCAUAAACCGAAUAGGGAAUCUACUCGUUCCAAAUGAAAACUACUGCAAGUUUGAGAAUUGGGUCAUUCCGAUCCUCGAUGAGAUGUUACAAGAACAGAAAAGUAAGGGAACGCUUUGGACACCAUCGAAAGUGAUCGCUAGGUUGGGUGAAAAAAUUAACGAUGAAUCAUCGAUAUACUACUGGGCAGCUAAAAAUCGCAUUCCAGUGUUCAGUCCCGCCCUGACCGACGGCAGCCUGGGUGAUAUGAUGUACUUCCACUCGUUUCGUAAUCCUGGGCUGGUGGUCGAUAUUGUGUCCGACUUGCGUCGGCUCAACACGAUGGCUGUGAAAGCGGUCCAAUCGGGUAUCAUCAUUGUUGGAGGUGGUGUCAUAAAACAUCACAUUUGCAACGCGAAUCUGAUGAGAAAUGGGGCCGAUUAUUCCGUGUUCAUUAACACAGCAUCGGAGUUCGAUGGGAGUGAUAGUGGGGCACGACCGGAUGAGGCCGUAUCGUGGGGUAAAAUUAAGAAGGAUGCAACACCGGUGAAGGUAUAUGCAGAAGCUAGUCUGGUGUUUCCGAUACUGGUUGGGGAAACAUUUGUAAAAGAUCAUUAUCGGAAAAAAUAAAGCAAUAAGUCCGAACAG